Molecule: messenger RNA, 529 nt
Organism: Drosophila melanogaster (fruit fly)
Lineage: Eukaryota; Metazoa; Arthropoda; Insecta; Diptera; Drosophilidae
Exons: 3
Coding region: 15-299 (94 amino acids)
Source: RefSeq, marked reviewed
GUAAAUCAGUCGCAAUGAAAAGCUAUCUGCUGCUGGGCAUAUUAUUACUAUAUUAUCUGUGCAUUGAUGGACGGAGUGCUGAGAUCAAAGAGGAAAGCGACAAUCCGAGCACAAAUAUACUUAGCACAACGCUUUCGAAAAUUUCUCUGCAGAACAUAACCCGUCUCAAUAGAUCAAGUUUGGGUGGACGCGUACAAACUGAUCACUUGGGAAGAAAUCGGAUUUACCAUCGGAGAAGAGUUCAAACUAGACGUCGAAGAACGAACAAAAAUAAGCCCAAACAUAAACAUUCUCUAUAGGAAGUAGCUUAAAUAAAGAUACUUUCAUGAUCCAAACUGUACUAGUAGCUACAAGUAGUUUUUAGUUAAACUUCUACACAAAAUGUAGACCCAUAUCCCCAGAAAUAUGCAAUUGCGAAUUGCCUGGGACGCGACUGUACCCAACUGUGAACAACAGUGCAGUCAUCCCACGCACGUGGCCACCAAAUGAAGAGUAAAUAAAAUCCCAGUCCUGACUCCCAGGAUCCUUC